GGGAUACUGUUACUUGUGCUUACGGACCGACAUUUUGAUUGCAUCCUUUAUUUUUGACUGAGGUUUGAGUCGUCGCGUGCCCCCUGGCGGCACAGUCCUGAAACCAAUGACGUCAUAACAGCGCUGUCAGAAAGCGAAACUGAUCUGAGGUCAGACUUAGACAACAGGUAACCCGAGUCUACCACCAAUGGACCAAACUGUGAUCAAAUACAGACAUUGCGGGAGAGACAUUUAUAGUUUUUCGUGUUCAAAUUCUCAUUUUAAUAAACAAAGUGAUGAUUUGAACAGACGCGAGUGUCCGAUCUGUCGUCACACUCUUACAUUUGGCCUUUUAGACGCACCUGUCGCGAUCACCUGCCCUUUCAUUAACGCACAUAAAGUCUCGUGUGCUUUUAUAAUAGGAUCUGUUCACGGACCAUCACAUUUAGGAGAAUGGCAUGACACAGAAAUACACGUGGGACUCACAAAUUCACAAGGUCUGGUUUAUAACUACACACUGUCAGGGGUCCAGAGAGAUGAUCGUGGUUGGGAACAGUGUGUCUGUGUACAGUUGGUCCCACCGUGGAGAAAUGACCUGAGAGAUUCAUGGGACAGAGAACUGAACGAGUUUUCUCUACUCCCAGAAUGGGUUUCAGAACGAUUUCCUGAGGAGAGGGAAUUUGGAUCGUGUUGUUACGGUUUUGCUUUGACCUUCAUAAACCGCAUGCGCUCACUGGAUGGAAAAGUGCCUUUGAGUAGAGAUGAGUUUACAGGAUGUCAUGUUUUACCCAGAAUAAAGACAGUGUCCACAUACAUCAACAUCUACCAUACAAUAUUACAACAUGGAUUUUACAUAGCUGACAAAUUGGAUAACAUGUGACACAAUUGUUUUGUUUUGAUGAAACAAGCAAAAUGUAAAGGUUUGUAAAAUAGUAGGUCUGUAAACACAAUGUUUUACAACUCUACUGCUGUAAGUGCAGUGUAACACUGAAACCACACGUGUGGUGUGAGGUGUUUACAGGAUUCAUUUACAUAUGACAGAUGUGAAUUAAUUACUCAUGACAGGCUGUAAACCUCUAAAUAUUUUAAAAGCUGUUUUAGGCACAUAAUUAAAACAUAUGUUUAAUAAAUCUUUUAAAGUGGAUGUAAUGCAUA
Messenger RNA from Misgurnus anguillicaudatus (oriental weatherfish), 1134 nucleotides. It is a transcript of the gene mkrn2os.1, whose product is annotated as MKRN2 opposite strand, tandem duplicate 1. Lineage: Eukaryota; Metazoa; Chordata; Actinopteri; Cypriniformes; Cobitidae. The record is from RefSeq and is a predicted model, not a curated record.